Messenger RNA from Mugil cephalus (flathead mullet), 1580 nucleotides. It is a transcript of the gene tubb5, whose product is annotated as tubulin, beta 5. The transcript has 5 exons. The record is from RefSeq and is a predicted model, not a curated record. Bases 116 to 1450 code for a protein of 444 amino acids. Gene Ontology annotation, molecular function: GTPase activity; GTP binding; structural constituent of cytoskeleton. Gene Ontology annotation, biological process: microtubule cytoskeleton organization; mitotic cell cycle. Lineage: Eukaryota; Metazoa; Chordata; Actinopteri; Mugiliformes; Mugilidae. Gene Ontology annotation, cellular component: microtubule; cytoplasm.
CCUCCAACAUUAUAAAUCCUUUGUCCGGCACGCUCACACAAGUCUGCGGUCGGCUCGUCGUGCUCGCGGAGUAACGUUUUAUUUGCGCGUCGCUGUUAAGCUUAACGCAUCCAUUAUGAGGGAAAUUGUGCACAUCCAGGCCGGCCAGUGCGGCAACCAGAUUGGUGCCAAGUUCUGGGAAGUGAUCAGUGACGAGCACGGCAUCGAUCCCACGGGAACUUACCACGGAGACAGUGACCUGCAGCUGGACAGGAUCAGUGUUUACUAUAAUGAGGCCACAGGAGGUAAAUAUGUACCUCGAGCAAUUCUGGUGGAUUUGGAGCCUGGAACCAUGGACUCUGUGAGGUCUGGUCCCUUUGGACAGAUCUUCAGACCUGACAACUUUGUGUUUGGUCAGAGUGGAGCUGGAAACAACUGGGCCAAAGGUCACUACACAGAAGGAGCUGAGCUGGUGGACUCAGUUCUGGAUGUGGUCCGCAAAGAGUCAGAGAGCUGCGACUGCCUGCAGGGCUUCCAGCUCACCCACUCUCUUGGUGGGGGAACUGGAUCUGGUAUGGGAACCCUGCUCAUCAGCAAGAUCCGUGAGGAGUACCCUGACCGUAUUAUGAACACCUUCAGUGUGGUGCCUUCCCCCAAGGUGUCAGACACCGUGGUCGAGCCUUACAAUGCCACCCUGUCAGUCCACCAGCUUGUAGAGAACACAGAUGAAACCUACUGCAUUGACAAUGAGGCUCUUUAUGACAUUUGCUUCCGUACUCUGAAACUGACCACGCCUACCUACGGAGACCUUAACCACUUGGUAUCUGCCACCAUGAGUGGAGUCACCACCUGCCUGCGUUUCCCUGGUCAACUCAAUGCUGAUCUACGCAAACUGGCUGUCAACAUGGUGCCUUUCCCCCGUUUACACUUCUUCAUGCCUGGCUUUGCUCCCCUAACCAGCAGGGGCAGCCAGCAGUACCGUGCCCUCACAGUCCCCGAGCUCACCCAACAGGUGUUUGAUGCCAAGAAUAUGAUGGCUGCGUGUGACCCACGUCACGGCCGCUAUCUGACAGUUGCUGCCGUGUUCCGUGGCCGCAUGUCUAUGAAGGAAGUUGACGAGCAGAUGCUCAACGUGCAGAACAAGAACAGCAGCUACUUUGUUGAAUGGAUCCCCAAUAAUGUCAAGACCGCCGUCUGCGACAUUCCACCCCGUGGCCUCAAGAUGGCUGUCACUUUCAUUGGAAACAGCACAGCCAUCCAGGAGCUCUUCAAACGCAUCUCUGAGCAGUUUACAGCCAUGUUCCGCCGUAAAGCCUUCUUGCAUUGGUACACAGGUGAAGGUAUGGAUGAGAUGGAGUUCACUGAAGCAGAGAGUAACAUGAACGACCUGGUGUCUGAGUAUCAGCAGUACCAGGAUGCCACCGCUGAAGAAGAGGGUGAAUUUGAAGAGGAGGCCGAUGAGGAUGCUUGAAGAUGGAGAUGUGAAGUUCAAUACACGAAUGCCAAGUCAAAGCGAGCAAAGAGGAAAAACCAUGAGUAGCCAAGAAACCCACAUAGUGUCAACUACCUUGCUAGAAUCUAACUUUAGCGUACAUUAGAAA